Molecule: messenger RNA, 396 nt
Organism: Rangifer tarandus platyrhynchus (Svalbard reindeer)
Lineage: Eukaryota; Metazoa; Chordata; Mammalia; Artiodactyla; Cervidae
Source: the annotation of a GenBank genome assembly
AUGCCCGGGGUGGUGGUGUGGCCUUUGGGGGGUGAUGAGAUGAGGAGGGUGGAGCCCCCACGAAUGCGGUCAGAGUGCCCCCAGCCCUUUGGCCACUUGAGGACACGGGGAGAAGGCACCGUGUGUGAGCUGUGGAGAGGCCUCACCAGACAUGGCGCCUGCUGCGUGUUGAUCCUGGAUGUCCCUCCUGCAGGCUCUGAGGACUCGGCUCGUGUCCUGCUGCGACGAGCUCAGCAGACGGCCCCACCCCUGCUGUUCCGUCUCGCCAGCUUCCUGCUGUGGUCCCACCUGCUCCUGAGGGUUGCCUCCAGAGCGGGAGGCGAGCCUGCCCUUGCCCCCAUAGGAAAGUCCGUGGCAGGAAUGAAUCCUUCUUGCCUGACUCUCCUCCUGUCCUGA